Messenger RNA from Microdochium trichocladiopsis, 3669 nucleotides. RefSeq lists its product as uncharacterized. Lineage: Eukaryota; Fungi; Ascomycota; Sordariomycetes; Xylariales; Microdochiaceae. The transcript is spliced from 2 exons. The record is from RefSeq and is a predicted model, not a curated record. Bases 1 to 3669 code for a protein of 1222 amino acids. Gene Ontology annotation, biological process: mitotic cell cycle.
AUGGAGGUCGCCAGCCCGCCGAAGCGGAUGACGCGUGCGCGCGGCGCCCGAGUCGUGCCCGCGCUGUCACAAACCAAGAUCUUGAAUAAGCCGUCUGCCGCAGUCGCCGCCCGCACAUCUGCCAAGCGCAAGACGCGUCCCGACGAUACCGAGGAUGAGCUCCAGCAGACAGACAGCGAGCAGCCCAAGACCAUGAACAGAGUGCCGCGUUUGCGCACGCGGGCGAGGAAGACCGCCGAGGCCGAGGCCUCCACGGUUGUCGAGCCUGCACCAGCCGAGAUAACGACAGCAACAACGACUGCUUCUACCUCGGCUGCCACCGCCAAACCUGCUGCACGCACCAGGACACGGAAGGUGGUGGCUGCUUCGGCAACACAGCCAGCCAAAGCGCCGGAGCCUGCGCCAAGGACGACACGCACGCGUGUGCGAAAACCAGCGACCACGGACGAGCAGAGCGACAAUGAGGCUCUUGCCGCACCCGGCCAUACUCCCAAAAAGGCUACGAGGAAGAGAGCGGUGUCAACCACAAAGCAGCCCGAGGUUGGCACGAUAACGACUCUCGUGCCCACGACGAAUCCCACGCCGGGCCUGAAAUCCAACUUCUCUCGGCCUGCUUCCAGGCUCGGAGGUACUACUAAGAAGUCAGUGUCGUUCGAGGAGCCCGAGAAGGAAAACAUGGUCCCCGUGGCCACGACAACGACCACGAAAGCCAAGACAGCCGAGCCCAAGGCAGCCACAGCAACCGGUAUGCGGGCGCGACCUGUCCGCAAAACGACGACAGUCCCGGCAAGGACGACACGGACGUCAACCAGGACAGCACCGGCCACCGCGAAGAAACCCCUAAGCCCUAAGAAGGAUGGAGCGAACCGUCCCCUGUCCAGAUGUGACGAGAGCUCGGACGACGAGCUAGCUACUCAUGAGAAGACACCUAUGAAGCCGCUCAUGAAGAGCCCCGUCAAGCCACCCGCCAGCUUGCGUAGGCCGGAGCACAAAUUGUCAGAGGACGAGAACGCCUUUGCUCCUUCUGAGAACAUCAUGACAGCUUCGGUCAUGCGUAGUCCUGCUCGUAGACCGCCAGCUUCGCCAUGGAAGGAAUCGAUGAAGUCCCCCGCCAAGAAGAUCGAGUCGGUUCCAUUCGACCUGUCGGGAUCGACUGCAGAAGGAGAGGCUCCCACCUCGCCAUCAAAGACGUCUAUGCUCCAAUCUCCAGCGAAGCGGCCACAAGUACCGAUCAAGGCAUUCCAGAUGAGCUCGAAUGAAGGUCCCCUUGCCCCUCAUUCUCCCGUGAAGCGCUCGCUUUUUGGUUCUCCCGCUAAGCGUGGUGCCGGGGCACCGUUCAAGAGCCUUAGCCACGAGCCACUUGGGCUGGCGAAGAAGAGGGAGACCCCAGUCAAGGAGUCCUCUCCCGUGGAAGAGACAGGGCCAGCCCUUCCUGAGCAGAUCCUUGAAGUCAUAGAGGUACAACAAGGCGAACUUGAGGUCCGUGAUGAGGAAGAGGCAGAUUCUUCAUCUCUUGACCACAUUGCCCUCGACCAGCAGAUCGAGCUGGAGCUAUCCACACAGCUUGCCUUCCCCGGUAGACUAUCAGCCGUUCUCCCCCGGCACGCGGAUCCAGCCCUCAAGGAGAAGCCGGCACACGCUCCCUCCGAUGCCCACACCGAAGAGGCUGUUCAGGCUGCCAUCGAGCAGAAGCCCCUCGUUGAGAGCACACCGGAAGAUCCCAUGGAUCUCGACGAGAUGAACACAGACGAAGCCAUCACAACAGGACAGCCGGGCAGAGCUCGCAGUCUUUCGCCCAUGAAGGCGGUUACCAACCCGAUGUUCAGGCUUCGCGCAAAAGAUCUGGAUGACCAGUACAUGUCUGAGUCUGAGGACGAGCUCGCGACCAGCGGUAAGACGGGUUCCAAGUUCCAGGACACGACCACGGUCGACUUUGACAACGUGCCUGCGACGCCGACUCCUGCAGCCAUCAGGACUCCUCGCAGUGGUCUGCCGUCAAGCGCAGCCAAGGCGGCUAGUCGCGCAAUCCGAUCUGUCUCAAGAGGCACCAAGCACGGCUUCACUCCACUGGCUGCCCAGUUCAGCGACUGGAGGGCCUCAAGCCCUUCCAAACUGAAGCAGCAACAGAAAGCACCUGCCUCGCCAGCUACUACAGAUGAAGACCUCUCACUGGUCUCGGACGACUCAUCGCCACGCGCGCAAGGCUCGCCUGCCAACGGCCACUUCUUUGAGGACGAGAUGAAGAUUCGUGCUGAUAUGGAGAUGGAGGCAAUGAUUGAGGCCGAUCUCGCCGCGGGCUACAGCGAUGACUCAAUGCUGGACGACAUGAUGGACAUCACAAACGAAGACGUUGAGCUUGCUGCCGAAGCAAAUGAGAUGUCUCUCAUGGAUGACGCCGAGGUUAAGGCCAAAACGAGCGGAAUUUCACAAGAUGACACCGCCUCCGAGGCCAGCCAAGAAUAUGGCGACGAGAACGCAGUGCCUAUAGACCCUGCCUUGAUGAACGCCGACAACGCACAAUCUACUCCUGUCACACCCGCUCGUCCCGUCAUGAGGACUUUCCACACGACAUCCAAGGUGCCGCUGAAGCCGGCCGACGACACGCCCCCAGCACGAAACCAGGCACGCAGCUUCAGCGCGUCAAAGGCGGGUCCUAAACGGCCCGAGAUGCCCGCCAGGAACGCGACUGUCAUCUCGUAUUCUCCUACAAAAGAACAAACAAUGGAGGAAGGCGAGCUCGCGCAGCCCGUCACUCCUGGCAAGGCGGACUCUUGGUCAAUGGUCGGAACGCCUGCCCGAACACCCAGACGGGACCUCAACACGGACCUUCUGCGCGGAGCGGUCGUCUUUGUCGAUGUCCACACGAGCGAGGGCGCAGACGCUAGUGCUGUCUUUGUCGAGCUCUUGACCCAGAUGGGUGCUCGCUGCGUGAAGACGUGGACCUGGAACCCCAGCCAUGAUGGAACGGGCGAGUCCAAGAUUGGCAUCACUCACGUCGUCUACAAGGACGGUGGAAAGCGUACCAUGGAGAAGGUCCGGGAGAGCAACGGCGUCGUCCAAUGUGUCGGCGUCGGCUGGGUCCUUGACUGCGAGAAGCACAACCAAUGGGUUGAUGAGUCGACGCACUACAUCGACACCUCGCUCAUCCCCCGCGGCGGCCGCAACCGCCGCAAGAGCAUGGAGCCCAAGGCGCUUGCGAACGUGAACGGCGCGUUGGUGACUCCUAUGAAGAACAACGCGGCCGCUCCGCGAGAAUGCAUGACAGCACCCAGCAAUCAGAUGAACAGGCGCGAAAGUUCGCUCUGGAUGAGAUCGCCAUCGGAUAUGGACGAGGAUGAGGACGCACCUGGCGAGGCAGACGACUGGCGCCCGGACGUGAGCAGUAUCCUCACACCUGUGCCCAAGACCCCGGCGCCUGAAGCUGUUGCCAGAUAUGCAAUGGAUGUCACGCCCGGCUCGUCCUCAGCCGACGAUGAUUCAUCCAUCGGCCGAGAGCCGCUUCACAUGCAGACUUGUCCUCCCAAGCAGUCUACGAUGUACAGCAUGGGUGCAAACAUCUUGGGCCACCGCAAGGACGAGACAGUCAUGAUGCGGCUCAUGGCCGCGCGCCGCAAGAGCCUGCAGUUUGCGCCAAAGGUCGCCAGCCCGCUUUCCAAGGCUUGGUAUUAG